Molecule: messenger RNA, 968 nt
Organism: Schistosoma mattheei
Lineage: Eukaryota; Metazoa; Platyhelminthes; Trematoda; Strigeidida; Schistosomatidae
Source: the annotation of a GenBank genome assembly
CAAAAUCCAAACCAUCAUCUAUCAUCCUACCUGAUUAUCCUCUUAAUUCAGUAGUAAUAGCACAAUCGGAUGAGGAUCCUUUAUUAAGUAUGUCCAGUGCAACUCCAGCAAGUCGUGAUAUGGGUUAUUGUAGUGAUCUGUUAGUAUCGUCACCUUCCAGACCUACUGUCGAAGACAGAGUCAUAGAACAAAUUGAAUAUUGUACAGAGAACAAUAGUAAUAAUAAUAAUGUUCACCAUAAUAAUGAUGACGACUAUACAGAUUUGUUGAAAUUUGAAGAUUUAUGUAUGGAUAAAUUAAACUCUGUAGUUCAUCAAGCUACAUCAUGUGAUUCAAUAGUUUCUUUGUCGAAUAAACCGGAAAUUGAAAUUCCUUCUUUAUCAUCAUCAUCAUUGUCGUCAACAUCAUCAUCAAUAUCCGUCUUUCCAUCGUCUAUAAAUACUUCUGUUGCUACUGUUAAACCCACUACUAUUACUACCUCAAAUAUAUCAUCUGUAGUACAUUGUGAAAUGACAGCAUCACAGGUUGCAGAUUGGCUUUGUCAAUCAAAUUUUGAAAAUCUUCUUGAAACGUUUAAGAAUUUCACAGGUUGUGAUAUACUUCGUCUAGCUAAAGAAGAUUUAUUGUCUAUUUGUGGAUCAUUAGAAGGCUUACGAUUAUAUAACUCACUUUAUAACAAACCUACAGUGCCAAGAUGUACACUAUAUGUAUGCUUGAAAGGAGAAACAAUCUAUCAUGCAAUUAUGCUCUAUGAAAUGAAGGUUCAUGAAUUACGUAGUCGAAUGGCUUUUAUAUUAUCUUGUCGUCAAGAAUGCAUCAAAAUUAUAUGCCUUGUCACAGAAAAUGAUAUUCCUGUCCUAUUAACUGAUGAGCUCAUUGUUCAAUUGAAAGAUAAAAGUACCCAUCAAAUUACAUUGAAUAAAAUUUGUUGCAAUAAAAUUAAUUUAUUUUUAAAACCUACACAAUAA